UGAAUGAACCCUCCCUCCCUCCUUUCUUCCCUCCUUCCAAACUCUGGCAUGAGUGGAAAAAAGAAAGAAGCCGUGAGCCUUCUGUGAGUCACUCGUUGCUGCUUCUCGGAAUCGACUGCUUUCCAGCUGCCAAUUCUCACUUGCUGCUGCACACUUUGCUACCUGAAACAUCUCUCAGCAUUUCACUCAGUCGGUGGGGUACAGGACCAAGCCAGCAUGUCCAAACCUGACUACUCUGGUGUUUUUCACAUGGUGGAACAGGACAACAUGGACGCCUACCUUGCAGCGUUAGACAUCAACUUUGCUCUGAGGAAGAUCGUAUGUCUGCUGAAGCCCACUAAGGACAUCAGCCACAAUCUGGCCACGGGGGCCAUGACGAUCCGCACUCUCACCACCUUCAAAAACUUCAAUAUGGACUUUGUCAUCGGACAAGAGUUUGCAGAAGACCUGGGCCCCGUGGAUGGUCGCACGUGUCAGACCACUGUGAGCUGGGAAGGGGACAAGCUGGUUUGCGUACAGCGCGGCGAGAAGGAAGGUCGAGGGUGGACGCACUGGCUGGAUGGCAACAAGCUGCAUCUGGAGAUGAGAGUGGAAGGCGUCGUUGCCAAGCAAGUGUUCAAGAAGGCCGAUUGAAGUCUCUGAAAACAGUGGACACCCGCUACUCCCAUGUGAUGGGGACCCUGCCCCAUCGCAAGCGGCAAAUGUCUCCGAUACUCCCCUGAAAGUGAUUAGGAUGGACUAAAUUAAUAGUUUUAAAACUGAAAAAGAACACAAACGAUGAUCCCAAAACACUUUGAAAGUCUGACAAGGCCCCGAUGAACAUCUCCAAACGGCUUUCAACCGAGCACGCAUAUACAGUACACAAUGUACAGUCCCUGUACGCUGAGCGACGCAGCCGUUAGCGCUCGAGAGGCUAGCACCUCGGUGUUAGCCCAACCCCAAAUUGCUGGAUCCAUGCAGUCACGGCGCCAACUAGCGGUCGUAGAUCGGUUUAGCCACAUUCACGUGUGCUGUUCUGAUGGAACUGUACUGGUUUUGAUGUUAUGUUACGUUCUUAUUUAGAGAAACUAUCAUGAGCUAGAGCUAGCAUGCGCACAGUCUGGAUGCUCUCCCGCUAACUUUCAAAAACAAAUCAAACGUGGCUGCUUUUAGUUUUGAUUGGAUUAGCGCCACCAUCUGAUAUUGUCCUUUAGUGCAAGGAAAUUAAUCAGUUGACGUUGGUCAGAUGUGUGAAGUUGGCUGAUGCCAUCUAGUGCUGAUUGGUCUGAAGCACACGCGUAUCUAAAAUUUUUGCACGGAUUCCACUGGCCGAGCGAUGGCUUGUAUCUCAAAGGACUCCAAAGUGAAGCCGCUUGUAUCUCAAGGCACCACUGUAUUUUUGAUUUUUCGCCGUGGUUUAUAAUCGAGGAUAACUGUUGUCCCGAUAAAAGCGAUGCUCCAUUACACUCAAUAUCAUACACAUCAGAGACACUAUUUUGCCGUAAAUUUUUCCCAUGUUACAGAAAAUCGCAAGUGACUUUCCCAUGAACAAUGGAGGAUUUGUUUUUUUAAAAAGCUGCAAACAGGUCAACUCGCAAAUGUUGAACCGUGAAUAUGCGAGUUCCACUGUAUACUUUUAGUGAGUAUUGACAAUAGUCAAGGUACGCGUGUGUGUGUGUGAUGUAAUUGAAUUCUUUUGUGUAUGAUGGUACCAACUGAGUGACAAAGCAAAGGCAAUUUAAUAUUUGGACAUUUUUGCCCGUGCACACGACUUGACCGCAACUGUUUUGAAAUAAAACAACCAAAAUCU
Molecule: messenger RNA, 1789 nt
Organism: Hippocampus comes (tiger tail seahorse)
Lineage: Eukaryota; Metazoa; Chordata; Actinopteri; Syngnathiformes; Syngnathidae
Gene: rbp5
Product: retinol binding protein 1a, cellular
Exons: 5
Coding region: 217-633 (138 amino acids)
Molecular function (GO): lipid binding
Source: RefSeq, a predicted model, not a curated record